This is a messenger RNA of Procambarus clarkii (red swamp crayfish), 2704 nucleotides long. RefSeq names its product salivary peroxidase/catechol oxidase. Gene Ontology annotation, molecular function: heme binding; peroxidase activity. NCBI's taxonomy places the organism in Eukaryota, Metazoa, Arthropoda, Malacostraca, Decapoda, Cambaridae. Gene Ontology annotation, biological process: response to oxidative stress. The record is from RefSeq and is a predicted model, not a curated record.
ACGCUAAGGUUUGGGGUUGCGUCACCGUUUUAGAUGCCUGCUGCUGCAGGUAGCUGCAGUUGCUCACUAAACAGUACUCGAGAAGGAUAUUAACUGACCUAAGUUGUGUUUGUAAUCGGUUUGUUGACGAGUUUAACGUUAUGUUGUUGGUGAUGGUAUUGGCCUUGGUCGCGGGGUGUGGGGGCGUCCCUCCAAUCCUCAGAAGGAAGCUAGUUACAGCCACCAUACAUCCCGAAGAACCAAAGUUAGUCGAACACGAAAUUGAAGAAGUUAACGAAGUCGGACCUACUGACGGCUUGCGGAGGAACACCAGGCAGAUCUCUGGCGGCGUUGUUCAACCCCGGGGUUACCUCUUGUCAUCUGAAGAGGGGCCGUACUAUAGCCCCAACACUCCUACUGCUCUACCAGUACUUCGCCCAGUAGCCUCCAGCCCAUCUCUAGCCGCCCUGGAAAAGUCUCGUCACCCUGCUUCCUUGCAAGACUCGGAGGUGUCGCCGUACUGGGCGGACCCCGAAGGUAGAGAACCAAGCACGGCUCCUUACACGACUCCUAGCCACUUUAUUGCAGAACCCAACCAAUGCAGGAGAGUAGAGUCGUCGUGUAGUCGCAGCUACGGCUAUCGCUCCAUCACAGGCUACUGCAACAAUCUCCUCACACCAGAGUUUGGCAGUUCACGGCAGCCUAUGCCCCGGAUCCUUCCCCCUGUGUAUGAUGUUGCCUACAUGCGCACCCGCAGUGUGAGCGGAGGUCUACUGCCCAGCCCUCGUAUGGUGACCCUCGGGUUGAGGAACGCCCCGAGGAAGAGAUCGCACUCCCACCCGGUGCUCCUCAUGCAGAUAGGACAGUUAAUUGACCACGAUCUCGUGGUUAAUCAUAGGGUUCCAGUUAAUGGAGCAGAUUGUGGAGAUUGCAGCUCGUGGAGGUUCCCUGCCUGUGCUCCCAUCACACUGCCGCCUGACGAUGCCUUCCUGACCACGUUCGACCGUACUGGCAAACGAAGAUGCCUUCAAUUUAUCAGGAGUGCUGGAGUCUGGCAGCCGGACGGCACUGGAAGGUUUACACUUCAGCAGCUGAACUUCAACACGGCUUUCUUGGACUUGUCUUCGGUGUAUGGGAGCACCGCCUGCCGGCAGGAGCAGUUGAGGUUGAACUCUGCAGGACGCCUGAGAGAGACUCCGAGGGGCCUCCUACCUUUAGCUCCAGCAGAAAUGUUUGAAGACUGCCGGAUGCCGCAGGGAAAGUGUUUCCUUGGCGGGGAUGACAGAAGCAAUGAACACCUGUUGCUGCUAGUGAUCCACUCCCUCUUCCUCCGUGAACACAACAGACUCGCCACAAGACUAAACAGGAUCAAUAGUCACUGGGAUGAUGAGAGGCUUUAUCAGGAAGCGCGAAGAAUAAACAUCGCACAAUUUCAAAACAUUGUUUACAAAGAAUUUCUUCCCGUGCUUAUUGGAAGACGGAGAAUGGAAGAAUAUAAACUCCCGCCAAGAAGCAGUGGAUACUACCAGGAUUAUGAUGUCAAGGUUAAUCCUGGCGUAAUGAACGAGUUUGCGACGGCAGCCUUCAGGAUGGGUCACACAAUGAUCCCAGACGAUGUGAUGCUUCUGGACGGUCGUUACGGUCCCGUGGGCUCCAUACCCCUGGUACAGACCUUCCAGAACCCCUCGGCGGUGCUUGGGGAAGGUAAAUUUGAAGAGCUGUUGAGAGGGCUGAUUGGUACAAGAGUGAACGGUGUGGACAUGGCCAUCGUAGACUCGGUCACCAAUAGACUCUUCGAGCGUGUGGGUGUUCCCAGCUCUGGCCAGGAUCUCCUGGCUUUGAACAUUGCAAGAGGUCGUGAUCACGGGAUAGCGCCAUACCACGCCUACGCUUCAGCUUGUGGAAGGGAUAAAAUGGCUACUUUUGAAGACCUGAAGACACUCUUGCACAGAAAUAACUUGGAUGUUUUGAAAAGCAUAUAUUCUAGCAUACAGGAUGUAGACCUCAUUGUUGGGGGGCUGGCAGAAGAAUCUCUCCCAGGAGCCUUGUUGGGUCCAACAUUAUCCUGCAUCAUUGCGUACCAGUUUCUCAACUUGAAACGUGGAGACAGAUUUUGGUACGAAAAUGCUGAUUCAAGACUAUCGCACGAUCAGCUGCAGUCGAUCCGUCAGUCCUCGCUGGCGCGCGUAGUCUGCGACAACUUGGACGACAGGGCUGCUGUAGUACCAAGGAGAAUCUUCGAUAUCUAUGACGAAAUAAACGUCCCGCUUCCGUGCCACCGUCUACCUGGAACAAAUAUAGAACUAUGGACUGAAGACCCUUACCAGAAGGCGAAGGAGUGCGCGUUCCAGGAGAAACUAUACCCUGCCGGCAGACUUGUACCAGUGUCCCCAUGCAUGUACUGUGUGUGCCAACCCAGUGGCAAGCUGUGGUGUCAAACUCGCCUGGAUGGCUGCAGAGGUUGGUCAGACGAGUAUUGCAACAGGUACUGCGAUGGUCGCCAAGAGUGGAGUGGAUUCUUAACUUGAAACUUGGAAAGCUUCCCACUAAACCUGUAGUGGAGAAGGACCGACUUGAACCAAUGUAAAUUAUUCAAAGUUACCAGCCAGCUGGAAUUUUAGUGGAUUUUAUCUAAUUAUUUAAGCCCGUGAUUAUAUUGUUUAAAACCACCACAGUCUGUACAGAGUUUAUUGUAAAUACCACUUUAAUAAAUGACUUAAAACUC